GAAGAGGAAGAAGAUAGCGGAAGAGGAGAGGCGUAAAGAGGUUCCCAGACGAAGAGAUACAUACUGAGGGAGGUUCUCUGAUCAAAGUUAGAAGACGGCUGUAAAAUGAAAGUCCAGCUGGAGUUUGUCAUGGGGUUAUUACUGUGGCCCCUCUUAGCACACGCACUCCACUUCUACUCGAGCAACCAAAGGAGCCACUGCUUCUACGAGGAAUUGCCACAGGGCUCUUUGGUUGUCGCACAGUACCACGCGGUGGUGAAGAAGCCCCAAGCGGAGACGUACGAGUUUGACCCGAACUUGAACUUAGAGUUCACGGUUGAAGAAACCUUCGACAAUAAUCACAGGGUUGUCAGUCAGAGAAGCUCUCCACAUGGGAAGUUCACCUUCUCUGCACUUGAUAGUGGAGAGCACAGGGUAUGCAUUACCCCAUCGCAUUUAGAUCAUAGAGUGGACAUCCGUAUAACCUUUGACGUUGUGCAAGUUGGGAGCGAGGUGAUCGAUUCUCACAAACGUGACACUGUAUCACUAUUGACAAACCAGGUCAAGGAGUUGAACAACAAGCUUCAAGAUAUAAAGAAAGAGCAGCAUUUAAUCAUGGAUAGAGAAGAGCAAUUUAGAGACGAGAGUGAAUUGGUCAACUGGUCUGUGAUUAAGUGGUCUCUGGUUCAGCUCGGCGUGCUUGGCUUAACUUGUGUUUGGCAGCUCGGUCACUUAAAGAGGUUCUUUAUCAAGCGGAAAAUCGUUUAAUAAUGAUAAUAAUGAAUUUAACAAUUUAUUGAUCCUAC
Williopsis jadinii is the source of this 785-nucleotide messenger RNA. RefSeq names its product Erp5p (gene ERP5). Gene Ontology annotation, biological process: intracellular protein transport; endoplasmic reticulum to Golgi vesicle-mediated transport; Golgi organization. Bases 106 to 747 code for a protein of 213 amino acids. The record is from RefSeq and is a predicted model, not a curated record. NCBI's taxonomy places the organism in Eukaryota, Fungi, Ascomycota, Saccharomycetes, Phaffomycetales, Wickerhamomycetaceae. Gene Ontology annotation, cellular component: Golgi apparatus; COPII-coated ER to Golgi transport vesicle; endoplasmic reticulum-Golgi intermediate compartment. The transcript is spliced from 2 exons.